Cylas formicarius (sweet potato weevil) is the source of this 2274-nucleotide messenger RNA. Its product is annotated as frequenin-1. The coding region runs from base 40 to 714 and encodes 224 amino acids. NCBI's taxonomy places the organism in Eukaryota, Metazoa, Arthropoda, Insecta, Coleoptera, Brentidae. The record is from RefSeq and is a predicted model, not a curated record. Gene Ontology annotation, molecular function: calcium ion binding; calcium sensitive guanylate cyclase activator activity. The transcript is spliced from 7 exons.
CAAGGGCGCACGCGUCGGGGCAACCCUUUGGGGGGAGUGAUGAUCCGUCCCGCGCCAAAAGAAUUCCCUAGUCCGACGACGCGUUUUGUUGAGAGGUGCCGCGCGUCCGCCGAAACUUUUUCGAGUCCGCUUUUUAUCAGCAGUGGCACGACCAUGGGCAAGAAGAACUCGAAGCUGAAGCAGGACACGAUCGACAGGCUGACCACCGCCACCUAUUUUACGGAAAAGGAGAUCCGGCAAUGGCACAAAGGCUUUCUAAAGGACUGUCCCAACGGGCUCUUGACGGAACAGGGGUUCAUCAAAAUAUACAAACAGUUCUUCCCUCAAGGCGACCCCUCCAAGUUCGCAUCGUUAGUGUUUAGAGUAUUCGACGAAAACAAUGACGGCUCGAUAGAGUUCGAAGAGUUCAUUAGGGCGCUUUCGGUGACGUCGAGGGGUAACUUAGACGAGAAACUUCAGUGGGCGUUCCGACUUUACGACGUCGACAACGAUGGAUUUAUCACACGGGACGAGAUGUACAACAUAGUGGACGCCAUAUACCAAAUGGUGGGACAGCAACCGUCGGAAGAUGAGAACACGCCUCAAAAGCGGGUCGACAAAAUCUUCGAUCAGAUGGACAAAAACCACGACGACAGAUUAACGUUGGAGGAGUUCAGGGAGGGCAGCAAGGCCGACCCGAGAAUUGUCCAGGCCCUGACCCUCGGAGGCGAAUAGCCCAUCGGCGGCGGCAUCGAGCCAGAGACGAUCUGACGUUUCUCGACUGUUUUGCUAAUAAUAAGGUUUUAACGAUUUGUAAAAUGUUAACGUGGCGUAGUAUUAAGCCCGACGAGGCCUUAGAGUUUCCGGGUAUUUGUAUAAAUAUGCCAAAAACAAAAAAGAAAAACGACCUCGUCUCUCUCUGACAUUGUGAUAAAAAUGUGUACAGUUGAACGCGUGACGUAGCUUAAGGGCACCGGGUCGGUGUUUUCUUCUAAUUGUUGUAAAUAAUGAAGCGAAAACGCAGGGGGUAUCGCGGUUCGAAAAGGGCGGAAAAAAUAUAGCUUUUAUUGUUUGCCGAAAAAGUUUUAUGAAAAAAUAAAAAAAAAAUAAAAGUAAAAAACUACGCAGAACGUGUGUUUAAAAGUUGGAAAGGUUUUUCCGCCAUCGGGAUAUCGGGGAAUCCUCUGCUCCAGUUUUUCGUGGUUUGUUUUUAAUCACUCUGUACAAAUAACGCCCUGAAUAAUACCCAUGAAAAGCUCGUAAUCUAAAGUUAACUUGGGUACACAUAUUUUCGUUAUUUUUAGCCCCUCCAUUCUGUCGCCGUCGAUACAUCGAAGUAUUGGCGAACUUUUAUAUUGAAAAAGUUUUUCCGACAGCGCAUAUUUCGGGUUCCGCGACUUGGCGCGAGAAGUGGCGUUAUAUUCCAUACCCAUCAUCUUUGCGUACAAAACACAAUAAAAAUAUGCUUAAAGUUAAUCAAAUAUUUAUAGUUCCGGUGCAUCCCCAUACGUAAAAAGGAAUGCCUAAAGGUACGCCCUUUUUGGACAAGUCCGGGAAUCUCCCCGUAUGUUUAAAACGAUUGUAUAUAAAAUCAAUUACAAACAACAAAAUUUAUUUAUUGUUACGCAUUGUAUAAUACAGGGCGCUUCAGAGCGCGUUGCGGGCGAAAUAGUUUUUAAACUUGAAUGGUGUAUAGAUUUUUAAAAGAUGCUUAACUAUAGUCUUAAUCGUCGGCCCUAGCUGGUCGAUUUUAAAAAUACGUCUUAUUCGAUACGCGUCCGACAGAAUUUCGGAAGCAUUUCCCUUUUUCGAGGCACCACAUACUAGUCUUAAGGCUCUCAAGUAAAAUAUGUGUGUGCGUUGUUAAGCAAUAUUUUCAUGCUCAAGUUACCCAUCAAAUUAUACCGUUUAGCAAGUUGGUAUUUAUUAUAAAAUUCGAAACUUUAGCUCUUUUGGUUUAAAACGUCGUCAUUGCCCAACAUUCGAAAAAAAAUUGAAUCUUAAGCACGAAAACGUUGCUAGUAGUUACAUUAUCGCGGUUCGGUGACACUCGUUUGAGUCGCAGAAUCGGGUUAGCAUAACUACUGUCGCCGGGCUUUUUUCUUUUCCAUCGUACCGAUGCGCUAAUGAUUUCGUUAAUAACUUUUCUGUGAUAAUUACAAUCAUUGUAUCGCAAUAACGGAAAUGCUGUGUCUUGAAUUGCAGUAGGCUGUUCUCGUUAUGUGUGUCGUUGUUUGUUUUUCGAAUAACCGCUGGUGUCGUUGUUACUGUAAUUAUUAAGUAUAUAGUAAUCAU